AAUCUUAUCAUGUCAGAUCACAGAAAUGCGUAUCUUGAUAGUGCUUUAUUUAUUGUGAAAGGAAGCGUUUGCUUUGUUACACAAUUACCGAUGAGUCGAACAACGAAAUCCGUUAAAUUUCUAAAAGGAAAUGAGGCAAUUAUAACGUUAGCACCUGUUACACAACCAUUCACACUCACGCAACAAGAAGAAAUAAAAAAUUGUGUUGAGCAGAAAAUUCUUGAAGACGCACCGUUUCAUAUUUUGUUAGUACCGCGCUUAUUGGCUGAAUCAUUUUAUGGUGAUUUGUUUUUGGAUGACUUUGGUAUCCCCUCCGAUCUUACAGAGUAUGUUUGGAUGUUUUUUGGUUCUAUUUCUUUAAUAUCGUUUGUUUGUAGACUAAGACUUGUUGUUUUGAAAGAGUGGAUAGUGAAUUGUAGCCGAUUUCCAACAAUUCGAUCUACAGGUCUUUUAAAACGUAUCUGCAUCCAAUCUUUCAAGUAUAAUGAAAAAAAAAAAAGCGUUCAAAUUUCAAUAAGCGUACAAGUAUAUAACGAAUCGGAUUUACAAAAAGACUGUACUUUGUGUGAGAAACGAAUAACGCUACUUGAGGACUUGUACCCUUUUUCAGUAGGGACGGCAUCAACGAAAGAGUCAAAUGAUAAAGGAGUGUCACAAAUCAUUACUCCUUGGACGGUUGAAACAGAAACAGAGAAAGGUGUGGAUUACGAUCGUUUAAUUCAAUGCUUUGGGUGUUCCAAAAUCACCGAGACACUUAUUACCAGAAUUGAGAAUUUAACAAAAAAAAAAGCUCAUUAUCUUUUGCGACGCGGUUUCUUUUUUUCACACCGGGAUUUAGACCAGCUUUUAAAUGCUUAUGAAAACAAUCGUCCAUUUUACCUUUAUACAGGUAGAGGGCCAUCGAGUGAAUCGCUCCACAUUGGACAUUUAAUUCCCUUCAUGUUUACUAAAUAUCUUCAAGAUGCUUUUAACGUUCCAUUAAUUAUUCAACUAUCUGACGAUGAAAAGUUUUUAUUUAAAGAGGAUUUAUCUUUAGAAGAUGUUGAAAAACUUGCUUUGGAAAAUAUAAAAGAUAUUAUCGGAAUGGGAUUCGAUCCUGAGAAAACACUUAUUAUUAUGAGCAGUCGAUACAUGGGAUAUAUGUAUAAAACCGUUUUAGAAAUUCAAAAAAAAGUUACUUAUAAUCAGAUGCGAGGAAUUUUUGGUUUUCAGCCGUUUGAUAAUGUGGGGAAGUUAUUGUAUCCUGCAGUUCAAGCAGCUCUCGCUUUCUCAAACGCGUUGCCUACAAUUUUUGGAUCUAAUCGUAAAAAUGUUUGGUGUUUGAUUCCGCAAGCUAUAGAUCAAGAUCCUUAUUUCCGAAUGGCACGCGAUGUCGCACCCCGUUUAGGUUAUUUGAAACCAGCUUUAAUUCAUUCAAAAUUUAUUCCAGCAUUACAAGGACUUAAAACAAAAAUGUGUGGCUCCGUACACACUUCAAGUAUUUACUGUACGGAUACUCCACAAGAAAUUAAAACAAAAAUUAACAAAUAUGCUUAUAGUGGUGGAUGUUCAACACGUGAAGAGCAUCGACUGCAUGGUGCUAACCUUGAUGUUGAUGUACCUAUACAGUAUUUGACCUGUUUUAUGAAAGAUGACGCAGAACUUGAACGUAUUAAGAAGGAUUAUCAAACUGGAAAAUUGCUUACUGGUGAAGUGAAAGCUAUACUUAUUAAUGUUUUAACUGAAAUUAUCCAAGAACAUCAAGCUCGAAGAGCUAAAGUAACAAACGAGACUAUCGCUCAAUGCAUGUCGUUACAUCGGGAUUCCUUUAACAUUUUCAAAGAUUCGGUUCAAUUGUGAUUUAAUUUUAAGUCCGUGCUCUUUAUAUAAAAUCACGCAGUGGAAGUAUAACUGUAGCAUCUAGUUGUAAAAGAGAACACUCUAAAUGAUCUUCUGCAGCUUCACGUUGAUGUAAUUGUGUCUCAUGUAAAUCUGGCUCUGUUAUAUUUCCGCGCAUUAAUUCGGUUAUUUCCUUUGCUUCAUGUUGUUUCCUUUGCCAUAAAUUCAAAAUUGUUUGAUAUGUUUUUUCAAUAAGCUUGCAUUUAAUC
This is a messenger RNA of Hylaeus volcanicus, 2087 nucleotides long. RefSeq names its product tryptophan--tRNA ligase, cytoplasmic-like. Gene Ontology annotation, molecular function: tryptophan-tRNA ligase activity; ATP binding. NCBI's taxonomy places the organism in Eukaryota, Metazoa, Arthropoda, Insecta, Hymenoptera, Colletidae. Gene Ontology annotation, cellular component: cytoplasm. Gene Ontology annotation, biological process: tryptophanyl-tRNA aminoacylation. The record is from RefSeq and is a predicted model, not a curated record. The coding region runs from base 10 to 1839 and encodes 609 amino acids. The transcript is spliced from 13 exons.